AUGCAUCUCCCAGCUUUGACCUCCUUGCUAUUGGGUAGCAGUACGACUGCUGGCCCCAAUCUGAGCAAGCCAUGGUCUACAUGGAUGGCUUCAUCUUUCUUGUCGAAGAGCCAGAACAUUGACAAUCAUUACGUCGCCGCAGUCAUCCACGAAGGCAUCCAGAAGGCUGCAACCACACAGAACGACCGCGCCCUCCUGAAGUAUGCCUCCAACGCCGUGUCUUCCAUCGUCUCAGCCGACGGUACCCUCAAGGGCUGGAACUCGACAUUCUACACUCUGGAUGACAUCCGUAUUGGAAACAACAUGCUCUACUUCUGGAACUCAGAAGGCCGCAAAGACAACAAAUACGUCAUCGCGGCCAAGGGUCUUCGUGAGCAGCUCAACCGAUGGCCUCGUACUCCCGAAGGAGGAUUCUGGCACCGUGCCCCUGUAUACGCAAACCAGAUGUGGCUAGACGGUAUCUACAUGGCUGAUACCUUUUACGCAACCUACACAUCCUACUUUGAGCCUCAAAACAUCACCGCGUGGAACGACAUUGAGCUGCAAUUCGAUCUCAUCGAGGAGCACUGCCGCAACUCAACUACCAACCUUCUCUACCACGGCUACAGCGAAGACAAAUCAACUGUCUGGGCAGACCCUGAGACAGGUGCUUCCCCUUACGUAUGGGACCGUGCUCUGGGAUGGUACUUUGUCGCGCUUGUCGAGGUCUUGGAGGUCUGGCCCAAGACCCACGCCGGCUAUUCCAAGCUCCUCAACUACUACAAGACGCUCGCCUCUGGCAUCAAGAAGGUCCAGGACGCCAAGGGCGGAUGGUACCUCCUUAUGGACCCAGAGCUUGCUGGAAGGGAGGGCAACUACAUUGAGUCGAGUGCAACUGCCAUGUUCACUUACUCAUACUUGAAGGGAAUUAGGCUGGGACUCUUGGGCAAGGAGUACAAGCAGCCGGCUACCAAGGCCUGGAAACUGUUGCUGAGUGAUUUCAUCCAGUUCGAAAAGAACGGCACAUUGAGCUUCACGGGCACCGUGACAGUUGGAAGCUUGAAGGGCGAUGCCUCGUACGAAUACUACACCGGUGUUGAGAAGCUGGUCAAUGACGGCAAGGUUGCAAAAAUGUCCCUCACACCCUCCGCCACAUCCAGCGCCCCAAGCGCCAGCUCCAGCGCAGCCUGCAGGCAAGCAGACUUCACCCAGUUCCCGACGGGCGAUGCGGCUUGCGCCGUCGGCAGCAUCAGCGGCGUGCCCUCCAACACCACCGACGUCCUCUCCAAAUGCUGCAAAUCCGCUCCCGUCGAGGAAUUCAACGGCGCAUGUGGAUACUACUGUCUGAGCGUCGAGCAGACGAUUCGCGAGCUGCAGACGUGCUUUAUGGAGAAUGGAGCUAGGCCAGGCGAUAUUAUGUGCAAUUCGAAUAAUAGUGCUACUGCGACGGGGACGCCGAGUAAGACUGCUAGUGCCAGUCGCACGUCGGGGAGCGGGGCGAGUGCGACUGGGGAUUCGAAGGGGGCGGCGCCGGCGGUUGGGGUUAGUAAGGUUGGGCUAGGGAUGCUGGGGAUGGUGAUUGUUUCGGCGCUGGGUGGUGCGCUUUUGUGA
Messenger RNA from Bipolaris sorokiniana ND90Pr, 1590 nucleotides. RefSeq names its product glycoside hydrolase family 105 protein. Gene Ontology annotation, biological process: carbohydrate metabolic process. The coding region runs from base 1 to 1590 and encodes 529 amino acids. The record is from RefSeq and is a predicted model, not a curated record. Lineage: Eukaryota; Fungi; Ascomycota; Dothideomycetes; Pleosporales; Pleosporaceae. The transcript has 2 exons.